UUUUCUUGCCCAUCAACCCUUACGCCUCUCAUCUACAACAGCACGCUUCUCACGUGCUGUCUCGCCGCUCGUUCUUGUCGCUCCGGUGACUCUUAUAUAGCUAAGUUGAAACAGAUGGCGAUAUCCGCGCUAGCAGCGCAAUCCGCGCAGGCUGGGCUCCGAUUGUCCUCGAGUAAUGACGCGCGAUCGCAAACGCUCUCCGCCAGCCACGUCAGGGCUGCCAGCGUCGCAGGAUGGUGUAAGCAGAGCGAUCUCAACGGAUCACGGCUGGAGGCAGCGUCGCAAAGCGCGACGGCGCGUAGCACACCGGUUCAGCGACGCUCGAUAGUGUCAGAAGCUGCUUCUGGCACGACCGCAACAACGCCAGACAAGGCCAUCGCUAGGGCUCCCCCGGGCGUCCUUCGCCACACGGUCUCCGUGUUUGUCGGCGACGAGAGCGGCAUGAUCAACCGCAUCGCGGGCGUGUUCGCGCGGCGCGGCUUCAACAUCGAGUCGCUUGCCGUCGGGCUCAACAAGAACAAGGCACUGUUCACCAUCGUCGUCUCCGGGUCGGAGCGCGUGCUGCAGCAGGUGAUGAAGCAGCUGUACAAGCUAAUCAACGUGCGACAGGUGGACGAUCUGACUCACGAGAGCCGCGUGGACCGCGAGCUGAUGCUCAUCAAGCUGGCAGUGACGCCGCAGCAGAGAUCCGAGGUGCUGGAGCUGGUGCAGAUCUUCAGAGCUCGCGUCGUGGAUGUUGCUCCCAGCUCCAUCACCGUUGAGGUCACAGGCGACCCCGGCAAGAUAGCGGCCUUUCAGCGCGCCACCAGCAAGUUCCCUCUCAAGCAGCUGGCGCGGACAGGCAAGAUCGCUCUGCGCAGGGAGAAGGACGAGCGGGUGUACUUGGUCCCUCUGGGUGGCGAAGUGACGACCGACGUGGAGGACGACAUCGAGGCCGCCCGGCAGGCUGCUGCUCUGGCGCUGGCUGGGCGGCGGACUGUGGCGAAGAGGCAGAGCGCCGCUGCUGCUAACGCCGACUCCGACGCGUCCGAUGGCGACGUGUAUGCAGCAUCCACAGAGGGCGACGCUGUGUGGUACCCGCCUGUGCUGACGCCCACGUGGGGCAACGAGGACCCUGACCACUUCGACACCAUGGAGGGCGGCUAUCAGCCGCACACCCUCUCCCUGCUCGUCACCGAUACUUCCGGCGUUCUCAACCACAUCACCGGAGUCUUUGCUCGCCGUGGUUACAGCAUCCAGAGUCUGGCAGUGGGCCCAGCGGAGAAGGCAGGGGAGUCGCGCAUCACGAUGGUGGUGCCGGGCACAGAGCAGUCGAUUGGCAAGCUGCUCAGGCAGAUCCUCAAGCUCAUUGAAGUGAUUGAUGUGGAGGACCUCACGUACAUCCCGUACGUGCAGCGCGAGCUCAUGCUCAUCAAGGUGGCGGCAGGGAGGGGCGAGCCCCGCCGCGAGGUGAUGGACAUCGCAUCGGUCUUCCGGGCACGUGUCAUCGACAUCUCCAGGCGCACAAUGACACUCGAGCUCACCGGAACCCUUAAGAAGAUGGCAGCGCUGCAGGGGCUGCUGGAAGACUACAGCAUUCUCGAGGUGGCGCGCACGGGGCGCGUUGCAUUGUCCAGGGACAGCGGGGUGAGCACGGAGUAUCUGGGACAGAUGGAGCCGCAGCACUCCAUCUUCUGAGGUUCCUGUAGUGUAACACACAUUUCGGCACACACUGCAGCAUGCUAGUGGGUCUACAACAGCCACGCCAUCUGUCAGGGGGUAGUGGGUGGGGUCAGGUCAGCAGCACAGCGAAGCGAGCGCAGAGUAUCUGGGGCAGAUGGAGCCGCAGCACUCCAUCUUCUGAGGUUCCUCCUGUAGUGGAACGCACAGUGCAGCAUGCACCUGGGUUUACAGCAGCCAUUUGUCAGGGGGUAGUGGGUGGGGUCAGGUCAGCAGCACAGGGGGGUGAGCAAGGAUUAUCUGGGGCAGAUGGAGCUGCAGCACUCCAUUUUCUGAGGCUCCUGUGGUGAAACACGUAUUGCGACUGCAUGUUGGAAUGGGUCUAAACCCGAAAACCUACUACAUUGUCCAGAGACAGUGGGGUCAGCAUGGUGUAUCUUCUGGGCUGGCUGGCUUUGAGAUGUCUCAGAAUAGGGUUGAAUGAUACUGUAUGUUUGCAUGGGAAAUGCCAGGAGGGAUUUGCUUGGUUUUUGUGGAAUGGGGCUCUCCAAGAGGUGAAACGUUAUGGGCUACGCGUCAUAAAGCCACCAGUCCUAACCACUGGGACAAGAAGGGGUAUUCUCAGGAGAGUAAGAGCGUGUUCGUACCAGCCUCUUCUCAGGCUAUCCUCUUCCCAAAAUCGGCCCUCGCCUGAUAGCGUGUUCUAAGAGCUGCUUUUCCAGCUAAUUCAUUUUAGAAUCGCCUUCUUCACCGCAAUGAAUCAGCUCUAGUCAG
Messenger RNA from Closterium sp. NIES-67, 2433 nucleotides. The record is from the annotation of a GenBank genome assembly. Lineage: Eukaryota; Viridiplantae; Streptophyta; Zygnematophyceae; Desmidiales; Closteriaceae.